Molecule: messenger RNA, 6910 nt
Organism: Haplochromis burtoni (Burton's mouthbrooder)
Lineage: Eukaryota; Metazoa; Chordata; Actinopteri; Cichliformes; Cichlidae
Gene: alpk2
Product: alpha-kinase 2
Exons: 10
Coding region: 1174-5646 (1490 amino acids)
Biological process (GO): protein phosphorylation
Molecular function (GO): ATP binding; protein serine/threonine kinase activity
Source: RefSeq, a predicted model, not a curated record
UUUUUUACAUUGAUUUUUUUUUCUGUCUAAAAUCAUUGUGAAAUCAGUUUCAAAUAUAAGUUUGUCAAUAAACUCAGAGUAGGUAGGAUUUGAAUUUCAUAGUAAACAUCUGAGGUGGAGGGCUGUGCGACGUGUCCUUCCGUGCAGCAGGAAUGAAUGUGACAAAUGCAGGUCACGGGUAAAGAUGUUCUGGUAUUUUUCCAGUGUCUGUGCCACUACCUCCCCUCCAGAAAUCUUGUAUAUCAGUGUGCAUGAUUUAAAGUCUCCACCAUCAACACUUCAUAUAAUGCCCGCUGCACGUGUGUCGGAUUGUCUGCAAUGGCAUUUUAACGAUGCUAAAGUCACGUAGAGACACCAAAUAAUUGCUGCUGUAGUCUGAAAAAUAACAGUGAGGUAUUGCUGUACAACUGAAAUUGAAAUUAAGAUGAAUGUGAAGGGGCUUAACUAACUAUACUAUAGCAAUAAUGAUAAUAGAUACAGACCAGAGAUGGUACCUUCCCUGUCGCUUCAUGAACAUCAGGUAUCAGGUUAGCAACAAUCAUUACAUUUUUAAUUAACUUCUUUUGUUUUCACAAAGAAUCCCAACUUUGCACCUUUUGGUUCGUCAAAUAAAUAGUAUAUUGAUAAUGUAGUCAAUGCACAUUUCACCACUUGACUAUUCAAGAAAAUAGACUUUAGAGGUUACAAUCUUCCACUGGCAACAAGAAAAGCAUCACGAGGCAGACUUCUUUAUCAGCAAAGAAGUAAUGGCAGGAAGGCUUCCCGUUGAUAAGAUAUGUCAAGUGUGUCUUAAACGUCCUUGAAAUAGAUGCAACAUGCCUCUGAAUGAACCAUCUCCUGCUGCUUAGAUAAGCAAAAUGCAAACUGACAGCUGAAAGGAGAUAGUAGCUUUUGCUUCAGAUACUUCAGGGAAGUAAAUUCAAACUUAAGACUCAAGCCAGAGAUUGUCUUUCACAUCUUUGCAUUUUAACUGUUUAUUUAUUUGAAUUUUAUGCUAACCUUGUGUGUCACUUUGCAGAUAUUGAAUUAGAUAAACAAGGAUCCAAAUGUACUCUGGGAUGGAAUAAUGACAGAAGGUGCAACAAAUCUGUCACUGUACACAAAACUUUGUCGGCCUCAUGUUGCUGUCAGUUUUUUUGACAACCUCCCCGAGACGCUCGACUAGAAGUCCCCAUGGACGCGUCACUUCCUUGCGCAGACAGCCAAAGUCAGCCGGCUCUGACAGACAGUCAGACUGUGGAUUUUGACUCGGUUAUGCACAGCCCCUCAGUAGACAAGCUGUCUGGAACGGAGACUGUGCACUGUCUUUCAGACACCACUGAUAAAUCCACACAUCCACAUGUUUCUGCAGACCCACACAGCCUAAAGUCUUUAUCGUCCAUCCAAAAUGUAUCAGAGCAGUUUUCGCUUUCCUCAGAGGCUCCACCAACGGAUAACAAUUCCAGGGUUCAGCGCUGUUUGAGCCAGUCAGGAAGGAAAUCACCUCUAAUACGUCAACUCUGUCAGGACCUCAUUUUACCUCAGUCUGAAUCUGCUUCAUCUCUUCUCAUGGAAGGACAUACUCCACCUGAAUCUUUUGGAGCUGUGUCACUCACACUUGAAGGUUUGAUGGAGCAGUCUGUCACUGUCCCCUACUCCAGUCCCAAUUUCAGCUCUGAAAACAAACCUCCAUUAUUUAGGUCGUUAUCACCUCAGUCAGACAGUUCAGAUAGCGAUAUGGCUGUAGCGCCUUUGUCAGAUCUUUAUAUCUUUGAAAGUGACACGCAGGACUUCAUUGUAAGGCCAAGUAUAGCUCCCGGUGAGAUUAAAUGUUCUGAAUACCAGCCAUUAUCACAAACAAGUGUGGAACAAGUGAACCGUGACUGCGAUAAACAUGUACUGAUGUGUGAUUCAUCAGACGUGACAGGAUGUCAUCACAGCUCUUGUGAGGAACAAUCCACAGAGAAUAAUGAGCCAGAUGUGAGUGAACACUUGGGGCUAAGAACACCUGCUGUAGAUGCUUGUGAGGAAUACUUUAUGUUUCUAAAUGAUGAGAGAGAAGGAGAAGCAGAGGUCACUGGAGCAACCCCGCAGCGCGGCAACAGCCCUAUGGAGGUCUGGCAGGACGCACAUCAGUAUCUGGCUGGUGAUGAUACAGAAGAUCGGGAUGUUUUGCAUCACUCUGUGAUCCAAGAAGCUCUCUCUCCUGCCAGUCACUUGUCGUGUUCCCCAAGAGAGACACAGGUUUCACAUUACAACCCUGAAGGUAGCAAGGGGAUUGGCUGGACGGGCGAUGACACCAAAGGUUGGGGGCCACCAAUUGAGAGGUGGUCAUCAGUAGACAGCUGGGCAAGUGCACUCUCAGAUUGGACUGGGAUCAUUGUAGCUCCAUCUGAGGACUUCACAUCAGCCUUUUCAGAAAUAGGGGCUGAAAUAGAUGCAUUGACACAGGCUCUAUCAGAGGUAAAUACUCAUACAGAAGCAGAGACUGUGAAAGAAGGACACAAUCUAGAAACAACAGCUAAGGCACAAAUGGGCGUGCAGGAUCAACCUCUAAGUGCACAAAACAUCUCAGAGAGCUCCAUCCACUCUGGGCAAGGCUGUCUCUCUUUGUGCCUCGACUCUACAGGACUUGAACCCCAUCACACAGAGGGGGCUGAAUCCUUCUGCAAUCCAACACCCACCACACAGGGAGACAAGUGCUCCCCAUCCAGAGGUGCACCUGGUACAACGGUGGCCUCUUCAGGAGAAAACACAGCAGAUGCAACUGUGGUUACACUGAUGCCUGGAUCUACUUCUGCUGAUCUGGACCUCUCUCCGUUUGAUGAAUGUGCAGAGUCCCAGGACACAGAACGUUUCAUCAUCGAUGAAAAAACCCCAGUCGUACUGAGUAUAAUAGAAGAUACAGAUUUGGACCCUCCUACAGAUUUAAUAACCAAGGAGCCCGUUGGAGAUAGACUGUGUGAAGUGACAGAUGAUCACAGGCUUGUCCAGCUGGGCUCAGUGGCCGAGCCAGAAGCUAAACUGAGCUGUGGGCGAUCUGAAGUUAAUAGGGAUGAAAACAAAUCAAUAACUGAUUUUAGUGUCCUCACCGCGGACGCUCUGACAAACUCAAACGUGCCAGGUGGAGACACACAACCUGGCCUGCAUUUUAAUGCGGACAACUGCGUGUCUAUUGGCACGUUGCCAGACCUUGAUAGAGCACGUCAGGUGGAGGCGCAGAGGGACAGUCCCACAUUUAUUAUGCCCUUAGCUCCAGUCAGUAUUGGCCCUUCCCUCAACUGUAGGACAAGCAGCAGUGUGGAAGGUGAUCAGAUUUGUUUGAAAGGCUCUCUCAAUAACAACAGUUGCAACCAAGUAAGACAGAGUGCUGUCUUGCCAACCCCGGAUGGAAUUACUAACAAAACGUCUCUGGAAGGCGGUGAGGAGUUGAUUCAUGAAAAGCAGAAUACAACAAAGACUGCUGAGAGAUCUUCACCAGAAGGACUACAAGACUUGAAAACUAGUGACACUAUAGACUCUUUCUUUUCUAGAAAGACAAUAUUUGAGGAGAUUGAUGACUUCAAUAGGGAACUAGAAAACUUCAUCCCUAUCCACGCUGAAAAUCUCUUCAUUUCAAAAGAGAAACACAUUGCAUGCAUCACUUUAGAUAUUUAUGAUCCAUUUGUCUCCAAGCCCGUAAAACCCAAAGCUAUUAAAUCGGAGAAGACUGAUCUGACUCAUAAAAAGACUGAAAAGAUGCCUCACAAAACCCACAAGAACACCUCAGAGGGAAAAACACGAUCCAAAAAGGAUAAAUCGGCCGGUCAUCAUCAUUUCACCCAACCUUCCAAAAAACAGGAAAGCAAAUGUCACCGUGUUUCUGCUCAGCAGACCUCCAACCAGCAAGAAACUCACCCUACUAUUGGAGAAAAUCAUAGCAGUGAGAACAGUCAAUCUGGACUUGAGGCCAAGGAGGCUACAUUGGUUAUUGAGACAGGUGUAACCGAGAAGGCAACAAGCAAGCCACACGGCAAGAAGAAAAAGAAACAUGGUCAGAAUACAGCGCCAGGGGAGCCACUGGCUGAAGUGGAGAAUGGAGCAAAAUCAAAGACUGCAAAAGGAAGAAUCGAGCUGUUCGAAUCUAAGUUGGGUGCCAAAGCUGGCAAAGCUCAAAAGGAAAGCGAACAGCCAGAUGUAGCCGAAAUAAAGUCCCAGCAGCAAUCGGAGGCUAAAGCGUCAGAGGGAGAACAACCUCCACAUCCCACAGACGAUAAGGGCCACCAGCCAAAGAACUUUACAAGUCCUCUGAAUGAUGAUGUGGUUAAAAGGCGACGUCUGUCAGAGGAUAAGUUUGGGAAGAUUGUGAGCAUUUUGGAGUCUAAACUACCAAAGUCAGAUGUGUCAGCAAAAGGAAAGGAAGCUGAGCUCAAGACUGAUGUUGGAGGAACUCGUAAGAAGGCGUACAGUGAAGUGGUCAAACAGAGGAUUCCACCCAAGGAAGAGCCCAAGGUGGUGAAGCCUAUACAGGCAGUGCCCGUGAGUGGUGACCCCCAGAGUCUGUGCCUGUGGUGUCAGUUUGCUGCUGUAACCUCGGCCUACACUGUGACCUGGAGCAGAGAGGGUACUGUCCUGGCUGAGAUGAAAAGAAGUGCAGGGGAUGAGAGCAGAGUGACCCUGACCAUCAGCAAUGCUUCUCACAAAGAUCUGGGCAAGUACCUCUGCCAGCUCAGCAGCUUACAUGGCUCAGUCAGCUUGGACUACCUGCUCACAUAUGAAGUGCUCAGUGAGGUUGUCAUCCCCCUGGCUCCAAAAACCAUUUCAUCUGACCCUGUUGAGGUUAGUAGUGAAGAAGAGGACGCCCAUUUCUCCAGACUCUUGUUCAAAGACGAUUUCUUAUCCGAUCAAUACUUUGGAGACAGCCAUCCUAUCAGUAUGAUCACCGAGAAGGAACACUUUGGGGAGGGCAUGCAUCGGCGGGCUUUCCGGACCAAGCUGCAUGCGGGUCAGAUACCCCUGUUACUGCCAGGUCACUCCUGUGUGCUCAAAGUGCACAAUGCUAUCAGCUAUGGGACCAAGAACAAUGACGAGCUUGUUCAGAAGAACUUCACCUUGGCUGUGGAGGAAUGCCAGGUCCAGAACACAGCAAGAGAGUACAUCAAAGCUUACACUUCUGCUGCUCAGUCCACUGAAGCCUUCGGAGACAUCCCAGAGAUAAUUCCCAUCUACCUGAUUCACCGUCCAUCGAAUGACAUCCCCUACGCCACACUGGAAGAGGAGCUAAUCGGGAACUUUGUUAAAUAUUCAGUCAAGGAUGGCAAAGAGAUCAACCUGAUGAGGCGUGAUUCAGAGGCAGGACAGAAAUGCUGUGCUUUCCAGCAUUGGGUUUACCAAAAAACCGACGGCAACCUGCUGGUUACUGACAUGCAAGGAGUUGGCAUGAAGCUUACUGAUGUGGGAAUAGCCACCUGUAAGAAAGGAUACAAGGGAUUCAAAGGAAACUGUGGCACCUCCUUCAUAGACCAGUUUAAGGCCUUGCAUCAGUGUAAUGUGUACUGUGAGAUGCUAGGUCUCAAAUCCCUGCAGCCCAAAGCCAAAAAGCCAGCGUCUGCUCCAAAACCCAAACCCCAGAGCUCCACUCCACCCAAGAAGAAAACAUUUGGGCCAGUAGUUAAGGGGAAGUCAUAACAGGAGGAGAAUACUGGACUAAGGAUUUGAUUAUGAAUUGAAUCUGUUACCUUUUCUUUUUUUAGUGAUUCGCGUGAUUCACGUUGGACUGAAUACUGCAGAGUUUGGUGGACAGUUUCUAUAAACUUUUUAGAUUUUAGGAGAUCUUUUAAAGGUAACAAAUGUAGCACAAGCUGGGGCUGACGAGACUGUUGAUGAACUGAUGAGCGAGGAACGAUUUCUUCUUGUUUUUCUACUCCUGGGAUAUUUUCAAACUAUUAGUUCAUUAAAUUAAUGGACUUUUUAUUGAUUGAUUAGAGGAAAUGUCUUUAAGUUAGGUUGUAUGAAUGGGUGUGGGUUUGUUUUGUGCGUGUGUUCGCUUUGCAAACUGGCAAAUAAUUGAUGAACAUGUAUCCAGUUUAAUGUUACAUUAUAUUUGUUCAUGUAACUGAUUUAGAAUGACAUCAUGAUCCUACUCUGGACACAAAACAAAGACAUUUUUACCCAUAAAGUUGAUGUAUCACUUGAAUGUAUGUAGAAGUGUGAGCCGUUGUGAGCAUCUCUCAGCAUUUCUAAGUUCGGCUUUAGUGGUGUAAAAGUCCUCCAGCUACCCACAUUCAGUGCAUGUAUAGGGAAAGGCACGUAGAGUGAACCCUAUAAUACCACAUUCAUCUGACAUCGAGAGGCUUUACGACCCCAGGAAUAUUCCAGCUAUUCAGCUGCAGUCUAAAACAGUCUUUAUACAUUAUGCCUCUGACCACUCCUCACGUCUACCUUUCAGACCCUGACCCACAUUGCUGGCAUGGCACGCAGGUCGCAAAUGUUUAAUUUCUUUCACAUAUGCGUGGUAGGACAGGUGAAAGAUGUUGAGUCAACAUUACUAGAAGGAAUACAAAUUCCUGCGUGUGUUUGUUCACCGCUUGGUCUUGAAGGCAUCCGUGAAAUGUGAACAUCUGUCAGCAACAGAUCAAAAGCACUUUAUUUAUGGUAAACAGAGACAAAUGUGCAAUAAGCUUUACAUUUACAAAGCUGGCAUCAGUAGUAGUAAACCAAGGUCUGUUUUAAGGUCUCCAGCAGCAAAUUAGCACCUUGAAUCCAAAAAGAAAGUGGGUCACACUCAGAGGCUCAGCAUCACAUAUGAUGCAUAAACACACCAAAUGUCUAUUUCCAUCUCCUGCUCUGGUGUAGUGUGCACAGAGUCAUUGGCACAGCUGAUAUACAGUCUUGCUUUACAGUUUGUACAACAGAUUUAAUAAGAGGAUUAAAAUUUAGAAAAAGAAAAAAA